UGAUUGGUUAAGGACGUACGAGCCGAGCGUGAACCUCUCCGACUGUUCUCCGCUUUUUCCCGGAACUUAUAUUUCUCUCCGAUAGUAACGAAGGAAUCUUCUCUCUCUCUACCCUUCUGCUUCCUACUUCUUAAAGUGAGCCUCUUCAAUAUAGCAAUGGUGGAAUCACGGCUAGCAGUAUUUCUUUUGGUCGUGGGGUUUCUAUCAUUUACAUCUGAGUCCCUUCGGUUCGACCUGAAAUCUGGCCUCACCAAAUGCAUUUCAGAAGAUAUAAACAGCAAUUCGAUGACGGUGGGCAAGUACAGCAUCGUCAACCCCAACGAGGGUCAUCCUCUUCCCGAUUCCCACAAGCUCACAGUCCGGGUAACUUCGCAAUAUGGGAAUACCCUUCACUCUGCGGACCACCAGGAUUCAGGGCAGUUCUCAUUUGCGGCUGCGGAGGCCGGAAGUUACAUGACUUGCUUCUUUGCCCCUGAUCACAAGCCCGAGACCACGUUGACUGUUGAUUUUGAUUGGAGGACUGGGGUUUCUACUAAAGAUUGGUCCAAUGUUGCUAAGAAAGGCUCUGUUGAGCUAAUGGAAUUGGAGCUGAAGAAAAUGUUAGAUACUGUUACUACCAUUCAUGAGGAAAUGUUCUAUCUUCGUUUAAAAGAGGAAGAAAUGCAGGAGCUCAACAAAUCAACUAGCACCAAGAUGACCGUGUUUACUCUUCUCUCAAUUGUUAUUUGCUUAUCGGUGGCAGGAAUGCAGUUAUGGCACUUGAAGACCUUUUUUGAGAAAAAGAAGCUCAUUUAAAUUUGAGUGGGUUUCAAGUUUCAUGUCAUUUAUCUUGUGCUCUUGUAAAUUAUUUCAGAAGUAAAUGUUGUUUGAAUACUAUAUUCCAUUGUUAGGUUACAUGUGUGUUUCAAAGGGCAACAGUUAUAGCCAUAAGAAUUUCAUUGAGGUCUAUAAAGCUUUCUCGAUCAACUCUGUACUUUACCAGGAAUUUAUGGAGACUAACAAAUUUUGAGUUCAA
Messenger RNA from Ziziphus jujuba (common jujube), 1015 nucleotides. Its product is annotated as transmembrane emp24 domain-containing protein p24delta9. Lineage: Eukaryota; Viridiplantae; Streptophyta; Magnoliopsida; Rosales; Rhamnaceae. Gene Ontology annotation, biological process: intracellular protein transport; endoplasmic reticulum to Golgi vesicle-mediated transport; Golgi organization. Bases 157 to 795 code for a protein of 212 amino acids. The transcript has 4 exons. The record is from RefSeq and is a predicted model, not a curated record. Gene Ontology annotation, cellular component: endoplasmic reticulum-Golgi intermediate compartment; COPII-coated ER to Golgi transport vesicle; endoplasmic reticulum.